UCUCUUUACCUUACUUCUUUUUAUAUCAUUUCAAAUUUUGGCAAGAGAGCAAAGAUCCAGGGGGAUUUAGGGAAAUCUUCGUUAUCUCCCCGGGGCCGUCAUUCAUUUAACAGAUUCUCUCUCUCUCCGGCGCUUUUCGGGUGCCUGGAAGUGGACAGUAGGACUGCACAGAGAAAUGGACCCAGCACAGGGCCCGGAUCUGUACGAUUAAAUAUCAAGAAAUGUAAACUAGAUGUAGCAGUUUCUUGACAUGGAGAACCAGGCCCAUAAUACAAUGGGUUUCAGAUAUUUUUCAACUUAUCCAGAUGUAACUCCACUAUAAAAUGAGGAGCAUCUGUAAAGGGGCAAGUCGCCACAUUGAGAAAUUUGGAAGGAAAACGGAAAUUUACCCCCUACGCUAGCAUACACAACUGAGCUUCUCCUUGUGAGGCUGAGCUUCAGGAAUUAAUGGAACAAAUCGACAUCAUGGUAAACAAUAAAAAAUUGGACUGGGAAAGAAAGAUGAGGGCUUUGGAGACACGAUUAGAUCUUCGAGAUCAAGAGCUGGCAAAUGCACAAACUUGUUUGGAUCAGAAAGGUCAAGAGGUAGGGUUACUUCGACAGAAGUUGGACAGUCUGGAAAAAUGUAAUUUAGCAAUGACUCAGAAUUAUGAAGGACAACUACAAACUCUAAAAGCUCAAUUUUCCCAACUAACAAACAGCUUUGAAAAACUGAGAUUACAUCAAGUGAAACAAAACAAAAUUCACCGAAAAGAAUUGUUUCACAAAGAAGAAAUACCCUUUGAACUGAGCAAUUUGAACCAGAAAUUAGAGGGAUUUAGAUCAAAGUCAAGAGAAUGGGACAAGCAAGAGAUACUGUAUCAGACUCAUCUGGUUUCUUUAGAUGCGCAACAAAAAUUAUUAUCUGAAAAGUAUAAUCAAUUUCAGAAACAGACACAAAAUUAUGAAACUCAACUAAAUGGUAAAAAACAGUGCAUUGAAGACAGCAGCUCUGAAAUUCCUAGUUUGAUAUGUCAAUCAGAUCCCGGUUGUGAAACCAGUGAAAGAGAUGAAUUCAUUAUUGAAAAAUUAAAAUUGGCUGUGAGUGAAAUAGCAUUAAGCAGGAAUAAGUUACAAGAUGAAAAUCAGAAGCUUUUACAAGAACUGAAAAUGUACCAAAGACAGUGCCAGGCCAUGGAAGCAGGACUCUCAGAGGUGAAAAAUGAGCUACAGUCACGUGAUGAUCUCUUGAGAAUUAUAGAAAUGGAACGAUUGCAGUUACACAGAGAAUUAUUAAAAAUAGGAGAGUUCCAAAAUCCUCAAGAAAAUAAGAAAAGACUUGAAUCAUCUUAUUCACCUUCUAUUGAAGAAACAGAAAGGAAAAAGAGAGAGCUAUGUUUGAUAGUCCCGGAUGAACCAAAUCAAGAAAAAAAAUCACCCAAGAUAAGAAGCCAUCUCUGUCAGGAGGAAGAGUACCAGAACUCUGAGCAGGAAAGAAUGAGAAAUGAAAUCUCUGACUUAACAGAGGAGCUUCAUCAGAAGGAGAUCACUAUAGCAACUGUGAUGAAGAAAGCUGCCCUUCUGGAAAGACAGUUAAAGAUAGAAUUAGAAAUAAAAGAAAAAAUGUUAGCAAAACAACAGUUCUCAGAUAUGCGAUAUAAAGCUGUCAGAAUGGAAAACACACAUCUGAAAGGAAUGAUGGGAGAUUUAGACCCUGGACGGUACAUGAGUAUGGACAUCACUAACAGGGCACAUUCAAGGCAUACAUCUAUUAGCAAACUGGAAUAUGAGAAUGAAAAGCUCCGAAGUGAUCUUGCAAAACUUUAUGUCAAUGGAAAAUCAGCAUGGCCUUAUCAGAAUACCCAUGAAGAAACAGAAAGAUGUGCCUAUCAAAGCCAAAUAAAAAUGGAAAAAAAUGAAGACAGACUUGGCCAAGAUAGUGAGACAAAUAGAAGCACAAUGCCACCACUGCCAUCUUUGACAUUCCAAACCAAAGAAAUAACAAGUCCAUUGGUUAGUGACGAUGAAGUAUUCCCACUGUCUCCCCCAGAUAUAUCCUUCCCAGCUUCUUUGGCUGCACAGCAUUUCUUACUGGAAGAAGAGAAGCGAGCAAAAGAACUUGAAAAGCUUCUAAAUACACAUAUUGAUGAACUACAAAGGCAUACAGAAUUUACUCUUAAUAAAUACACCAAACUAAAACAAAAUAGACAUAUAUGAGCUUUUAAACUUUCCCCUCCCACACCCAAAAAAAAGCUC
Molecule: messenger RNA, 2235 nt
Organism: Fukomys damarensis (Damara mole-rat)
Lineage: Eukaryota; Metazoa; Chordata; Mammalia; Rodentia; Bathyergidae
Gene: Deup1
Product: deuterosome assembly protein 1
Exons: 15
Coding region: 448-2196 (582 amino acids)
Biological process (GO): centriole replication; de novo centriole assembly involved in multi-ciliated epithelial cell differentiation
Cellular component (GO): deuterosome; centriole
Source: RefSeq, a predicted model, not a curated record